AUGACGACCCGCAAACAUAACGAUUUCCUAGAUAUCGCGGCCAGUGAUGACGAGGCCAGCGGCAGUGACCGCGGCUACGACUCCGAAGCCAAUGUUGCGGAGAGCAAAGGACGGGCCGUGAAGCGGCGGCGGACAACAACCACGCAAGAUUUCUCGCAGGAGUCCGACGAAGAUGUGGACGUGGAGGAGGACGACAAAGAUCUCGAAAAGGAAGCCGAUGAUAACGAGAAUGAAGACGGCGGCGCAAGUCUAGAGGACUCAGCACAACCCAGCAGCAAAUCAGCCAAGUCGCUCAAAGCAAAGGGCAAGCUCGCCAAGCUGUCCAAACUGGCCAACGGCAAAGCACCCAAGAAAACCCGUUCGGGUGUCAUAUACUUCUCUUCCCUCCCGCCAUACCUCAAACCCUUCGCCCUGAAAGGAAUGCUAGAGAAAAGAGGGUUUGAAGGCAUCACGAAGAUCUUCCUAGCCCCUCUUCUCCCCUCCGCAGCCGGCCAUCGAAGCCGCUCGAAUAAGAGAAAGCUCUACACCGAAGGGUGGAUCGAGUUUGCGUCUAAAAAGACGGCCAAGAUCUGCGCGGAGACCUUGAAUGCGACUAUUGUGGGUGGUUUGAAGUCGAGCUGGUACCACGAUGAUGUGUGGAACAUCAAAUAUCUCUCACGGUAUUCCUGGGAGGAUCUUAUGCAAUCUGUACAACGAGAGAGAUCCGAGAGGGAAAGCAAGAGGAAGAUUGCCGAUGCUCGCGAAGCCAAGGAAGCUAAAAUGUUCAUUGCGGGUGUUGAGAGUGGUCGUAUUGCUGAUGGUAUGGCGAAAAAGAAUGAGGAGAAGAUGAAGAGGCGCUUGGAGGCGGCUGGUGAUGGGGAUAAGGAACUGCCGCAACCCAAGAAGCCUGCGCAGUCUACGAGAAGGCGGUUCCAUUUCCAGCAGAAUGAGGUUGUUAAGGGGUCGAAGGAUGGUGCUAUGGCUGAUGACGCGAAGCGGGUACUUGGGAAGAUCUUUUAA
Molecule: messenger RNA, 999 nt
Organism: Penicillium samsonianum
Lineage: Eukaryota; Fungi; Ascomycota; Eurotiomycetes; Eurotiales; Aspergillaceae
Product: RNA-binding ATPase activator ESF2
Exons: 2
Coding region: 1-999 (332 amino acids)
Biological process (GO): endonucleolytic cleavage in ITS1 to separate SSU-rRNA from 5.8S rRNA and LSU-rRNA from tricistronic rRNA transcript (SSU-rRNA, 5.8S rRNA, LSU-rRNA); endonucleolytic cleavage to generate mature 5'-end of SSU-rRNA from (SSU-rRNA, 5.8S rRNA, LSU-rRNA); small-subunit processome assembly
Cellular component (GO): nucleolus
Molecular function (GO): RNA binding
Source: RefSeq, a predicted model, not a curated record